AUGCCUCUCCGACUCUCAUCGAAAAAGAGCUCAGCUGUGGCCACCAAGCCCGAAGCAAUGUCGUCUGAAUUGACCCUGGUCGACUCUUCAAAUACACCAGUCAACAAGAAAACUUCAGCUGCGCCAUCCAAGCACGCGAAGAUGUCAUGGAAAGAGGCACAAGAACUCUGCAAAAAGGAACGAAACUGGGAAGCUCGAGCGCGUCUCUAUAGCGUGCUCUGA
This is a messenger RNA of Trichoderma reesei QM6a, 222 nucleotides long. RefSeq lists its product as uncharacterized. The record is from RefSeq and is a predicted model, not a curated record. The coding region runs from base 1 to 222 and encodes 73 amino acids. The transcript is spliced from 3 exons. Lineage: Eukaryota; Fungi; Ascomycota; Sordariomycetes; Hypocreales; Hypocreaceae.